AUGAUGGCUAUUGAGCAGUCUUCGAAACGGAGUUCGGACUCGCCUGUGGUCGCUGUUGAUGGCAAAAAACGACGGGUGGAAUUCGCCGAUGAGGUGAUGAUUCACAGCGAAAACGGCGAACAUCACACCAACAAAGAGUUCUCUGCAAAGCUUUACCACAGUUUUGUGAUGAGUGCUAUCGAGGAUCUCGAUAGGAACGAUGCAUCUCAGAUAAACUCGCUAGCUUCGCAGCUUUCGCUGCCCAGAACACACCCCGAUUGCAUUUCACAGGAAAACUUAAACGUCCUCCUGCGAACCCUAUCCUACAACGUGAGUAAACUGGACUCGCAGCUCUGCACACCUUUGAUUCAGGCCAUCAUCAACUUCGAGAAGUGGUGGGAACUUCCCCAGGCUUCUCUAGGUACAUAUAUAUUUUUCAUUAAAAUUCUGUGCUCCAGCUUGCCGAAGUGGUGGCAAGAUGUGUCGCUCCCGUUGAUCGCUAAUUUCACUCUGCCUGUGGAAAAAACUGACCAACAUCAUCAAAUGCUCAAAUAUUUCCUUCGCACGAUACCCACAUCGAUUGGAUUUAUUGACUCCUACAUUGCGCGGUUUUUGCCGAAUAAGAACGACUCUAAGAAGAACUUAAUCAAUUACGCGGCAAACGUUUUGCAGCUUACCGAUUACUGCAACGAGUUGAGAUUUCAAUCGUGGUCAUUGGUCAUUGAAAAGGUUAUUUCAAUCGACGUUGAACUUCAAAACGAACUAGACGAAUUGGACGACGAAGUCGAAAAUGACAUUGACGACGAAAUAGACGAUGACGACGUCGAUGACAACGAGGACAAUGACGAUGACGAUAACGACAACGACAACGACAACGAUGAUGCCGAUAAUGGGUACGACAAGGACACAGACGUCAACGGAAAUCUUGAAAAUGCUAGCGACAACGAUUCUGACAAUGAAUUCAACGAUGACCUCAUGGAUGGUCAGGAAGAGUAUAACGUCGUUGUCUCGCAAAACAUAAAACAACUCUCGUCAAAACUAGACUCAAUUCUCUCGCUCAUAACCAAACGCCUGUCGCAGUCCUUGACGCAAGAAAGCAUAGAAAAUGGAGACGGCGUAAACAUUUUCAACACUCUGAUAAGUCUGUUCAAGUCCCAUGUUCUCCCAACUUAUUAUACCCGUUCAAUUCAGUACAUUUUAUUCCAUGUGUCACAACAACAGUUGGAACUCAUGGACGCGUUCUUAGUAACGCUCAUCGACAUCGCAUUUUCCCCCAACGAGACAAUCGAGAAAAGGAUAAAAUCGUUGCAGUACAUUGGCUCGUUCAUUGCCAGGGCCAAAAAGCUAUCGCAUACUCAGAUCAUUUUUGUUGCGAGCUACCUUAUAUCUUGGCUGAACCGCUACGUCUUGGAAAGAGAAGAGGAAGUGGAACAAAAUGGAGGCGUUGAAAGAUUCAAGCAUUUCUAUGCUGCCUUCCAAGCACUUUGCUAUGUGUUCUGCUUUAGGCAUGCCACAUUCAGGGACGGUGACAAUUGGGAAUGUGAUCUAGAUAAGUUCUUUCAGAGAAUGGUUUUAUCUAAGUUCAACCCACUGAAGUACUGUAAUGAAAACGUCAUGAUGAUGUUCGCACGUAUUGCUCAACAUGAAGGCGUGGCAUACUGUUUUGGCAUUAUCGAAAAUAACAACAACGAGAGACUCAAAGGUAUAAUGGGCAAGUCUGACACUCGAAACUCCGGUGCGACGGUUAGCCAUUGGUCACUGGCCACCCGUCAACAAUUCAUCGAUCUUCAAAGCUACUUUCCAUAUGAUCCACUUUUCCUCAAGAGCUACAAGCGAAUGAUGAAAGAUUACUACAUUGAAUGGGGGGACGUCAGUCGGGAUUAUGAAAGUGAUGACAGCGAUGAGGUCGAUGACGGUCGAAGCAUAUAG
Lachancea sp. 'fantastica' is the source of this 1908-nucleotide messenger RNA. The record is from the annotation of a GenBank genome assembly. NCBI's taxonomy places the organism in Eukaryota, Fungi, Ascomycota, Saccharomycetes, Saccharomycetales, Saccharomycetaceae.